This is a messenger RNA of Entrophospora candida, 969 nucleotides long. NCBI's taxonomy places the organism in Eukaryota, Fungi, Glomeromycota, Glomeromycetes, Entrophosporales, Entrophosporaceae. The record is from the annotation of a GenBank genome assembly.
AUGCCUGCAACUCGUAAACAUCUUCAUAUUUCGAAGCCACGUCGCCGUCAAAGGUCUGUCAGUUUAAACACUCGUGCUUCACGUUGUGGUGUAAAAAAUUUUUUAAAUGUUCUUAAAAGUCUUCAUCCUACCGUUGAUUCUUUUUUCCCGGUAACAAAACAAUAUCUACAAGAAUAUAUCGAUGCAAAAAAGAAACAAGGUACCAUCAAAGCAAAUUCUUUGGACCAAUACUUUCAACAUAUUGAAAGUUAUAAUAUGGCUCUUAAUUAUGAUUUACCAACAAUUCCAUUAGUGUGUUUCGAUGUGACUCAUGAUCCAAUCGCUAAAAUUGAACGUAGUCUACGUGUAUCUAUUGCAAAUAUUGAUCAAAACGAUGAUCCAAAUCUUGUCAUUCAACAAUUAACCAACAACAUUUCUAAUCUAAAACUGCCAAAGAAAUGGGGAACAAUAGACACUACUACUCUGUAUUAUCGUAUAGGUACUUGGAAAGAUUCUCUACAUCAUGAUUUAAAAAGUGAAAUAUCUUAUAAAUCGUUUUGGGAUGAAUUGUCAAAGAGAAAAUCGGAAGUCCAAUUAAUUGUAUACACUAGACAACCUGCUAUAAAUACACCACUUACUCCAAGAAAAAGCCCGCCAAGAUUACAACAAAUUCCAGGUCUUGAUUAUAAUUCAGAUAGCUCAACGCACUCGCCAACGUUAAUACAAUUGAAAUCAGUAACUAUUAGAUCACCAAAUAGAACAUACAAACAGAACAUAGCAAUCACUGAUAAAACAACUUUUUCUUCACUUUUAGCCUUUGCAAUUAAGAAACCACCUCCACCAGGUAAACAAUUUGUUCUACAAAGUGCUGACGGAGAAUUAGAAUAUAUGCCCGAGGAUCCGGUUAGGAAAGUAAUCCAUGGUACACUUCAUGCUGAUGUUGUGGUAAAAAUGGAAGAUAUUAACGAAGUAGAUUUUACUAAAUUUUAA